Perca flavescens (yellow perch) is the source of this 1983-nucleotide messenger RNA. Its product is annotated as palmdelphin. The coding region runs from base 84 to 1850 and encodes 588 amino acids. Gene Ontology annotation, cellular component: membrane; cytoplasm. NCBI's taxonomy places the organism in Eukaryota, Metazoa, Chordata, Actinopteri, Perciformes, Percidae. Gene Ontology annotation, biological process: regulation of cell shape. The transcript has 8 exons. The record is from RefSeq and is a predicted model, not a curated record.
CGCUGCAAGAGUGAGCUCUACCUUCCUCACACGCUCUGCGAUCACCUGCUCGGCGACACACACACAGCACACACCCGGCCAUCAUGGAGGAGGCCGACCUGCUGAAGGAGAGGCUCCAGGCCAUCACGGACAAAAGAAGAAUCCAGGAGAACAUCGCCAAGAAAAGGAGACAGAUCGAAGAGGAGAAACUAAAACUCCAGUACAUAAAGAAGAAAGCCCUGAGGGAGCAAUGGCUGAUGGAUGGUCUGAGUAAGCAGUCGGAGGAGGAACAGGAGGCCAUGAGGCUUCAGGCUCAGGACGAACAGCAGCAGAGUGAUCACCUGCAGAGCAACAUCCUCAGAAUAGAGAAGGAGAUUGAGGCCUUGGAAACCCAGGAGCUCAACAUCUCUGCCAAUGAAGAAGUCGUUCUGAAACGAUUAAAAGAGGUGGAGAGGACGGCCGAGGACAUUAUCAAGGAGCUAAACGCAGAGUUCCAGGCAGAUGUGACCCAUCAUGCCCCCUCACCACUCCCAGGUAUCCCAUCAUUCAUCCCGCUGACACCAACAAAAAAGCCUCCUUUACAUCAGCCUGCCAGUGAAGAACCAAAGAAAGCUACAUUUGCUAUGGAGAUUAGUGUGGAGCAUGAUAAGAGAACAGGCAAAAGCCAGGUGGUCUCGACAGCAACCAUCACCCCAGAAACCAUGCAGGAAAGGGGGUUAAAGGUGUAUGAUGAUGGCCGCAAGUCGGUAUAUGCACUGCACCCAGAUGGAGGCAAAAUGCACAAUGGAGCAGUUGGAGAGAUGUCAUCCACAGAGGUAGAAGAGCUGCUACAUCAGGCCACAGAUAAGAGUGUGCCCACUGAGGUGCAGUACCAUCAGCCUGUAUACUCCGUACCCUACACAGGGAGCAGCACACCUUCAACACCCAGGACACCAAAUAAAACACCGAGGCAAACCCCAACACCCAGCCCCAGAGCUCAAAUCCUCAGAGAGGAAAGCCAGUGCAGCCAAGACCUGGAGGGAUGGAAAACCCCAAGUAAAACACCCAGCCCAAGCCUCAUCCAACAAGACUCUGAGUCAAGAGUCCAAAGACCUAGGGAAGAAACCAAACUGCCCUACUGCCACAUUCCAGGACAAUUGACGGGUGACGGGCAUCGGAUUACACAGCCUCUUUUGGGUGCUAAAACUCCACAAGGAUUUAGCAACAGCAAGAUGGAUGCGGGCAGUCCACUCUCGGCAACUCUUGUCUCAGUCAAAGCCAGGUCUGAAGGAAUGCCAGCACCCAUACAGCCCUCCUACAGGAUUGUGGAUAGCCGCAGUCCUUCACAAGCCAGCCACAAGUAUGACGUUGAUCCUGACGCCUUGAUAGAGAGCUCCGGUGAUUUUAACAGACAGUCACCCUUCUGUGCAGAGAGUAUCGCCUCUCCGAACCUCGUCAACGCCUUGCCAGAGGAGCUGGAAUCAGAUCCCGUCACCAUGAUCUUCAUGGGCUAUGAGAACGCUGAGGACGAGGACGAAGAAGACAUCCAAGCUGAGCUGGUGAUCAUAGGCAACAGCGAUAAUGAUGAUGAUGAUGACGAAGCCCAAUUUGGUGAAAAUGAAAGUGGCGAGGAAGAGUGUCUCUCAUAUCACCCAGAGGGAUACAGUAGCAAAGUCUUCCAACCCAAAGUGGGUAUUGCCAAGGUUACAGGCUGCAGAGACAUUAUGGAAGAUACCUACACAAACUGGGAGGAUUUAGGGCUCCACAAGCCAACAUUCACCCACAAGUCUGGGAAACCAAGUCCCUACAUGCAGGGACAGAGGGUGGAUGAGUCUGCAAACACCGGCAGCAUUAAUAUGGAGAAAAUGAAGCUCUGUUCAACAGGAAGAUAAGAUGGAACUUCACUGGUGUGAGACCAGGUUGUUGAAGAACAAAUAUAAUUUAGGUGAUUUCUUUCUGGUCCUUUAAAAUGUUCAUAGGUCUUUAUAGAUUUGAACAUAUCUUGUGUGUAAAUCAGUCCCUCCA